AUGGUUUUCUGCACAUAUUGUGGUCACUCGUUCACCAGGGACGAGCAUCUCGAAAGACACAUUCUCACCCGUAUGGCCAACCGUUAUCUCCUUCAGGAACAGACCCUUGCUGACCAUCUCAGANNCACCAACGUUAAGCCCUUCAAGUGUUUCACCUGCCACAUGUCAUUCGCUAGACGCGAUCUCCUUCAGAGACAUUACACCGUCCAUGGCCGAGACCAGAACCAAGAGAUUAUUCCUGCUGCCAAUGGCAUGAUCCCAAAGUCAGCCGGAAGAACACCAAUUGCAUGCAGCAACUGUGCCAAAACAAAGACCAAGUGUGACAAGAAGUUCCCCUGCAGUCGAUGUGCGGGCCGCAACCUUCGAUGCACUCUCCGUCCCACUCGUCGCUCAUCCAAAAAUGCCAACCGCAUGGGCUUGAUCACUGCCGAGACCAUCGCCAGUGGUGUUGCCAAUGGCAUCCUUCCUCCAGACCAGACCGUCGCUGCCGAGGCCGCUCCCAUGCCUGUCACUUCUCCAAAGUCGGCCGAGAAACACAUGCACCAGAAGCCGUCAAGUCCGGGAUCUGGUGUACCUACAACCAUCCCUGAGGAGAAGCUUAUGAACGAUGUCUCUGCUCAGUACUUUGAGCCACCAAUGUCUAAUGGUCAUACCUCUCCCGCCCAGCAAGUCUCACCUUUGGCUACACCCGACUCUGGCUUUAUCCAAGGACACAUGCCCACCUACGAGGAUUUCAUGAACGGUACCAAGGAAGACGAUGCCAACCCUCGCUUCAUGCUUGACUGGGGCCAGAUGCCUAUGCCCAUGGCCUUCGACCACAUGGCUCGUGCAGACUUGAUGCUUGAUCCCAGCAUGGGCUUUGAUCCCACUCAGUUGUCCUUGAUGCCGCCCAACGAGAACACUCUUACCAUCAUUCCCGAGAUGGCCAAUGCCGGUGCCCCCUUGAUUACGCCUAUUGAGACACCCAAGGUCGAACGUUCGUUCGCCGAGAUGGAUAUCGGUAAUUCUAACAUGUUCUACGCACAUGCCAGACACAUGUCGACUGCCUCACUGGCGUCCAACGAUGGACAGGACAUUAGGGCUGUCAUCGCUGCUCAGGACGGAUGGAAUGUAUUCCGAUGCACACCUACCGUUCCUUCGAGCUCGUGUCCAACCACCGCCAAGAUGAAUCUCGAAUGCCUAGAGCAGACACUCNNCAAGAACCACGAGGGCUGGAGCACCUGGACUCCCACCUGGGACGAAGCCGACUUUGCCGGCGGCGAGAACCUGGCUGUCAUGCAGCUCCACGAGAGUACACGUGAUAAGCUUCUCGCUAUCACGCAGACCUUCCUUCACAAGGCUCUUGAAACCCAUAAGGAAGGUCAACAAGGUGGUCAGUCUCCCAUGUCGAACGGUGGCUCGAACUUUGUUCUCUUGCCACCAGCUAGAGUGCUCGAGUACUUCCUUCGAUCAUAUGCCAACGGCUUCGAGCGAUACUAUUCAUUGACAUCACGAGGCAUCCUUGACGCAAACGAGCUGAUGCAUUGCUACAAUGACAAAGCUUCUUGCCUCUUGGUCCUCAUGAUGAUCGCUCAAGGCUCAAUGAAUAUCAGCUCCGUCGAAGCCCGAUGGCUUGCUGGCGGUCUCACCGAAGCUUGCCGCAUCUCGCUCUUUGACCUUAUCGAGCGCAACAUCACGAUGGCCAGUGACCCAAUCGCUCUCCACUCUGCCCUUCUCUUCACUUCUCAGGCUGCCUGGAGUGGAGACAAGUGGCAGAUGGAUAUUGCCAUGGGUCAGCGAAGCAUGUACUUCCACAUGUUGCGACACUCGGGUGUUCUGGAUGGCAGAGCAUUCGCAUCUCCUCAGGUCGAUCAUCAAGGCAACGCUGACUCUCUGUGGACCGAAUGGAUCCAGCACGAAAGCCGCAGCAGACUUGUCUACUCGUGGGUCAUGAUCGAUCAGGAUCUUGCUCUCUUCCAUGAUACCGCACCACUGUUCUCUGUGACCGAGUUUGGCGCUCCUAUGCCUGACUCUGAUCGCUUAUGGCAGGCGAAGAGCGCGCCUGAAUGGUCACAGAUCUUCGAACAGGUACAUGAGUUCUCGAGUGGCUACUCCUCUCUUGGCUCAGGUGCCAGACCCAUGUCCCUGCACGAUCUAUUCCGCCACUUCUUAGAUGACGAGAUGGCUUCCCUUGGCAUCGGAAUGACGCCUCUACAGAUGAGGCUACUCCUACACCCUCUUCAGUCCAUGGUUUGUCACUAUGGCCAGCUCAUGAGCUGUUUCUCCGAUUCACUUUCAUCACGCAACAAGACACGCACUGUCACUGCAUCAUCGACUAGAUGUCGUUUGGAGGAAGUACAGUCACUGCUUCAACGCUGGUACGAUAUGGCCGACCGCUACCUUAAGGUCAACCCUAUCUGCGCCGUCAUGCAAGCCAACCUUGUCAUGUUCCACCUUAUCAGCCUGAAUGCCGUCACGAACUUCUCCGAGAUCGAGCGUCUGGCUCGUCGUGAAGGUUUCGAUGGCACCUACCAGCAGUUGGUCUGGACCCACAAGAGAUGCAUCGCCGAUGUCGAGGAAGCUGUCUUCCACUGCGGUCAAGUCUUGCGUAUCAUUCGCUCUAUGCCCCGCGGUGUCCGNCCCCCAUGGUGGGCUGGUGCAGUCUACCGCGCUGCUCUUGUGCUGUGGACUGAUAGUCUAAUCAACAAGGAAACCCCGGCUGCAACUGCCACUGGCGGCUUCCCCUCGCCGGGACCCAGCUUUGCAAUUGAUGCCUUGCCGGUUGGCCACCCUAUGGUCGUUCGCUUCUUGAGCAAGCGUGUAGGUCAGCCUGCCCUUAGCAAGAGGGAUGGUACUCACGUUCCAAUGGACCAUGGUGUCACUGUCCUUGCUCACUGUAUUGAGAUCAUGGACGAAGGCACUUCCAACAGAUUUGUCGAUGGCGUCCGUAACAAGCUCGACCGAUUGAUGAGAAGCUGA
Aureobasidium vineae is the source of this 2958-nucleotide messenger RNA. Lineage: Eukaryota; Fungi; Ascomycota; Dothideomycetes; Dothideales; Saccotheciaceae. The record is from the annotation of a GenBank genome assembly.